AUGGCACAAAAUGCUGAUCCCAACCAUCACACACCUUGCCCAAGCAAGCCUCUUGAUGCUGAGGAAGACGACAACAAAAACGGGGGUGUUGACAAGGGUGGAGAUGGAGAUAACGGUAAAGAUUUGUCAUCCGAAGAUAACGCGAGCCAUAACCCAAACACCAAUGGUAGCAACUCCAAGGAACAUCCAGGAGAAGAGCCAGGUGGUGCUGAAUUGAACGGUGAAGAAGACAAAGAGGGUGGUGAAGACGAUCAAGAUGACCAAGAUAAAGGUGACGAUGAUGAUCAAAAACCAGAUGAAGAUGAUAACGAGGGAGAAGACGUGCCUGAUGAAGGCAAGGAAAAUAUUGAGGAAGAAGAGGACGAUGAAGACGAAGAUGAGGAAGAAGUAAUUCCGCCACCAAAGAACAGGAAGAAGUAA
Messenger RNA from Lycium ferocissimum, 420 nucleotides. RefSeq lists its product as uncharacterized. The transcript is spliced from 2 exons. Lineage: Eukaryota; Viridiplantae; Streptophyta; Magnoliopsida; Solanales; Solanaceae. Bases 1 to 420 code for a protein of 139 amino acids. The record is from RefSeq and is a predicted model, not a curated record.